Messenger RNA from Cyclocybe aegerita, 1242 nucleotides. The record is from the annotation of a GenBank genome assembly. NCBI's taxonomy places the organism in Eukaryota, Fungi, Basidiomycota, Agaricomycetes, Agaricales, Hemipholiotaceae.
AUGACCAGACCGAAACUACUCCAAAUCUUCGGCUUUAUCUCUCUUUCACUCUUACCUUUCCCUUCGUUCAUUACUUCUCCUGGAGAGGCUGCGCCUUUCUUCUCAAAAGACCAGAAUAUGGAACCCAGCCAUUACAACGCCGAGGGCUCUCCCAUUUUCGACAGCUUCGACGUUGACCUCCUCGUCAAGGUACUCGCGAAUACUGCAUUCAGCCCUUUCUUUUGCUUCUUUAUUCCGGUCUUCUUUUUCUUCCAUGGUGCCAAGUUCACAGACCAGGUCUUCAUUCUGUCGUCGGCUUACUUCGUGUUCGUAUCCAUUUUCUGGUUUGUGAGAUGGUGUUCGAAAUUGUACCGCAAUCAACACGGAUUAAUCUUUGGUCCCGGUCCGCUUGACUGGAGCGAGCAGAUUGUGAUCCUCACUGGAGGAGCUUCUGGCAUCGGAGAACUCCUGGCAAAUACAUUGGCUGUUCGCAGUGUGACCGUCGUUGUUUUGGACGUGAAGCCAAUCGUAACUGAAAACUAUAAUAUCACAUACUACAAAUGCGACGUCUCGAAGUGGGAAGAGGUUGAGGCUGUUUCAAAGAGAGUCAUUGAAGAAAUCGGCGAACCUACUAUCCUCGUCAAUAAUGCUGGCGUCGUUCAGGGAAAGCUGAUCGUCGACCUGAGUGCUGAAGACGUCCAACAGACUUUCGGCGUCAACACACUAUCUCAUUUCUGGAUACUGAAAGCUUUCCUUCCUAGCCUGCUCAAGAAGAAGUCGGGUCACGUCGUCACUGUGUCAUCGGCUCUGGGCUUGACAGGAGUAGCGCAAAUGACCGAUUACUGUGCCUCCAAGGCAGCUCUUGUUAACUUACACGAAUCCUUGAGAUACGAACUCGACAAACGUUACGAGUGUCCAAAGAUCCGUACAACAUUAGUGUGCCCUGGUCAUGUCAUGACACCAAUGUUCCAGACAGUUGAAUUCCCAAGAAUCCCGUUCUUCAAGUUCUUCUGCCCUUCAAUCCAGCCAGUGGCAAUUGUGAAGAGAAUAAUUGCGGCUCUCGACGACCAGCAAUCUCAAACAGUCUUCUUACCAUUCUACACCAACUUCAUUCCUCUCGUCGGUCACUUGCCAAGUUUUCUGCGUGAUAUCGUACAAUGGGUCUCAGGGGCAGACUAUGCCAUGAGGAACUUCACAAAGACAUCUAGCAGACGGCCGGAUGAAGGCCCCCUUCCAUCGGGAUUGCAUGAGAAGAAGGUGUGA